AUGCCUUCUACGUCGUUCCCCCUUCUCCGUACUCCCCAUGUCGUCAUCCGGGAAAUACUGAAAUCAUUCCACUGUGAAGAUUUAGUCUUGUUCUCCCUGUGCUCCAAAAGAACCCACCGACUCGUUAAACUACACAAUAAUCGAUACAAUGGCAACGAGUUACACGUGAAUUGUGAUACUGUACCGGAAGUGAGAUGGUGUCGAACUGGUGAUCAAUCGACUUAUGCAUUAUUGGGUGUCGGUAGUAUGGCUGAAGCAAUUUCUGAUAGUGAAGAAAUAGUUGAGAUUCGGGGUCAUCGAGUUCCAAUCGGUUAUGACCAUCAGUUAAAGAUAUGGGUGACAUAUUGGGAUGAUCCGAUUCAGGGAAUGAAGACUGUCGUGGAAUUCUUAUCGGAUGCUUUGAAGUGUCCUCCUGUCAGAAUAAGAUUCGAACGGAAGAGUAUGUGGACUAUCGAUUGGGCGAACAGUAUUGGAGUGACCACAGUAUUCAGUGAUUCUAGCGAGAAUUUUAGUGAAGACGAGUAUAAAUACAUUCUGCAACACUGUGCCGCACCGACUCUAUAUCUUCUCACUAACCCGGUUGACGUUCAUCUCUAUAGAUACACUGGACACUUUUUGGAACGUGACACGAUAAGAAUUGCCAACGGACAGUGGGUGACACUCGAUAACUUGUUGAAUCUCAACUGUGCUGAGGUCAAUUUGGAGUUCACUUUACUCAAUUGCAAGGAGUUGAAUGAGUUUCUGAAACAAUGGUUGGCUGGAAAAUUCCCACGUCUCGAGGGUGUUGCGAUUGAUAUGGAUCCCUAUGACUAUUCUGAAGAGGAUCUUCUCAAAGGAAUCAAGAAUCCGAUGACUAAACGUGUCGAAGGGAAGGAGUGGAAGAGAAACACGUUUAAGUUCAGUUCAAAAGGAUGGGAUAUUAAAAUGGACGACGGAAGGACUCUGACUGCUUGCUAUAGUUACAAAAACAUGAGUGUUUACAUGGCGGUGUGGCCACAGUGA
Caenorhabditis remanei is the source of this 1002-nucleotide messenger RNA. RefSeq lists its product as uncharacterized. The record is from RefSeq and is a predicted model, not a curated record. Lineage: Eukaryota; Metazoa; Nematoda; Chromadorea; Rhabditida; Rhabditidae. Bases 1 to 1002 code for a protein of 333 amino acids. Gene Ontology annotation, molecular function: protein binding. The transcript has 2 exons.